GUUAGAGAACUAGGAAUGAGAGAGAGCAGGUGUUUGGUUAAAAGCGAAAAUGGCAGAAGACUCACUCACGAUACUAGGGUUCUGGGGUAGUCCAUUUGUCCUGAGGGUCAAGUGGGCUCUUGAACUAAAAGGGGUUCAAUACCAAUAUGUUGAAGAAGAUUUUAAGAACAAGAGUGAUAUGCUCUUGCAGUAUAAUCCUGUUUACAAGAAGGUACCUGUUCUUGUGCAUGACGGUAAGUCCAUAUCAGAAUCACUAGUGAUUCUAGAAUAUAUUGAUGAGAUCUGGAAGCAAAAUCCUCUUCUUCCACAUGAUCCCUAUGAGAGGGCCAAGGCGCGAUUCUGGGCUAAAUUCGCUGAUGAAAAGUGUGUGCCAGCAUUUAUAGCUACCUUUUCCAAAAUAGGAGAGGAACAACAGGAGGCAGCACAAGAAGCUCGUGAGAAUUUGAAGAUCCUUGAAAGUGGACUUGAGGGAAGGCGCUACUUUGGAGGUGAAAAUAUAGGCUUUGCUGAUAUUGCUGUUGGGUUUUUUGGACGCUGGGUUCGAGUGGUAGAAGAAACUGUAGGCAUAAACCUAAUUGAUACAGAGUCCAUGGCCAAACUUAGUACUUACUUCGAUGACUUUCUUGAGCUUCCUGUUAUCAAAGAAUGCACGCCGUCUCAUGAUAAGUUGCUUGAGCACAACAAGGCCUUCCACAAGGUCUUGACAUCUUCAUCAACUUGAGAAGAUUUGCCACACCUAUACAAUACAAUAUGUUAUAUAUGAUGAUGCUUCGAUCAUGUUUGAUGAGUGUGUGUAUGAUAUAUGGGUCUGCAAUGCCAAUAUCAUGCAAUAUGUUAAUGCUUUGUUCAUGUUAUGUGUGUAUGAUAAUAUGUGUGGCAUAAUUCCUAUAAACACGGACCUGAGCUCAAACCUAAACUAACCAUGUAAACACAGAACAAUACAAUGAAAUUACUAAUUCACGUAAAA
Messenger RNA from Medicago truncatula (barrel medic), 967 nucleotides. RefSeq names its product glutathione transferase GST 23. The transcript has 2 exons. Gene Ontology annotation, biological process: glutathione metabolic process. Gene Ontology annotation, molecular function: glutathione transferase activity. Gene Ontology annotation, cellular component: cytoplasm. Bases 50 to 721 code for a protein of 223 amino acids. Lineage: Eukaryota; Viridiplantae; Streptophyta; Magnoliopsida; Fabales; Fabaceae. The record is from RefSeq and is a predicted model, not a curated record.